Messenger RNA from Gadus macrocephalus (Pacific cod), 1573 nucleotides. RefSeq names its product transmembrane O-methyltransferase (gene tomt). Lineage: Eukaryota; Metazoa; Chordata; Actinopteri; Gadiformes; Gadidae. The record is from RefSeq and is a predicted model, not a curated record. Gene Ontology annotation, biological process: catecholamine catabolic process; dopamine metabolic process; developmental process. Bases 13 to 915 code for a protein of 300 amino acids. The transcript is spliced from 5 exons. Gene Ontology annotation, molecular function: catechol O-methyltransferase activity.
UAAAUUAUUCAGAUGGCCAGCUCCCUGAACCUACUCUACACACAUACAGAUCCUCCUCUUUUGCCGGACUUCUACCAGUCAAAGCACGUUGUUUACUCUCUCCGCUCAUUCACCGAGUUCUCCAGAAGAAAAAGGAUGGUGUCCCCUGCCAUUGCUCUGGCCUUCCUCCCGCUCCUGUUGACGCUGCUCAUCCGCUACCGCUUUUACUUUGUGCUGUUCUACCGCGCGGUGCUGCUGAGGGUGUGGAGGGACUGCAGGACGGGCCUGAGCCGCGAGGAGCGGUGCUUCCAGUAUGUGUUGACCAAUGCCACCCCCGGUGACCCCGAGAGCAUCCUAGAUGGCUUCGACUCCUGGUGCACCAAGAAGGAGUUCAUCAGCCACAUAGGGCCCAAGAAAGGGAAGAUCUUGGACCGCCUGCUGUCGGAGCACAGCCCCCUGACAGUGCUGGAGUUGGGGGCUCACUGUGGCUAUAGCACGGUGCGCAUAGCACGGGCCCUCCCCCUGGGAGCCAGGCUCUUCAGCGUGGAAAUGGACCAGAAAAACGCUGCCAUUGCAGAGAAGGUCAUACGCCUAGCUGGAUUUGAUGAAGCUCUAGUUGAGUUAAUCGUCUGUCCGUCUGACGAGGUUAUCCCUCGACUGAGGGCGGAUUUCGACCUGGAAAAGUUGGACUUUGUCUUCAUGGACCACUGGAAGAAAUGCUAUCUACCUGAUCUGCAGAUGUUGGAGGGCUCUGGUCUGCUGGGGAAAGGGUCCAUGAUCCUGGCCGACAAUGUGCUCUUCCCCGGGGCUCCCAACUUCCUCCGCUACAUCCGCCGGUGUGGGCUCUAUGAGUGGAGGGUCCAUCGGGCCACGCUGGAGUACAGCAAGGGCAUCCGCGACGGCAUGGCAGAGCUUGUCUACCAAGGAACCAAGUAGAACCUGCAAACCAUGUCAUUGACAGACCUACCCCUGAGAAUAUACACCUCUAUGCUUGCUAGGCAACACCACCCUCUCCCCUUAUUUGGUUCAAGACAAUGUACUUGCCAUCUUAUCAGUCUAAAUGAGUUUUUUUUUUUUUUUUUACAAUACUCAGAAAACAUUUUUUUUUCAUGUGUAUUAUAGUAGCUAUAACUCAUGGUAUUAGUAUUUAGUUUGAAUUAACAAUAAUGAAGGCAGAAUCCAAUUUGAGUCUUUAUACAAAUGUAUAUUUAUUGCAAAGACGACGACUCAUAUAAAAGGCAGUCAUCAUCAAAAAGAUCAUGGCUGCGAUUUGUUUCUACCUAUUUUUAGAAACAUGUGAUAAGCAUCCUUUUUAGAUUUGUGUUCUACAGGAUAUCUUGGAUGUACUGUGGCCAUGCACCCCUGCUGGACAUUGACUCAAAUAAAGGCCUCAAUUAUUUAAGAUGCCCUUUUUUCAGGAAUCUCCAUUCCUAUGCAUGUUUACAAGUAAAUAACAAUUAUUGGGAGUAUUCACAGGCCACAGGAAAAUCCAGUGUCUAAGUCUGACAAUAACUUUCAAUUUACGGGACUAGAGUAAAAGGAGCAAGUUCUAAUCAAGUAUAAACUAUGAAAAUCCGCUUGGCACGACACGGAA